CUUAGGGACAAUGCCAACUUCAUCAACUUCUGUUCCGGAAAGACUCUGACCAACGGUCAGCAAUUGAAGCAGGGCUCCUGCAGUGGAAUUGUUAUGGGAGAUAUUCCAGCACAGAGCAACAUGAUCUCGACCAUUAUUACGAACCCACAAGCUAUGCAGGAUAUCCCAGCUAACCAGGACUUCCAAGUCAAUUUGCAAGUCGACAACCUUCAAGCUGGUACUUUCACAAACCCGGAUAACACCUACUAUGCCGCCCCUCAGGCUUUGCAGGGUGGUAAGGUCGUCGGUCACACCCAUGUCACCAUCCAGUCUCUCGGGAACGACGUCAACACUCAACAACCUCCUGACGCAACGCAAUUCGCCUUCUUCAAGGGUAUCAACGAUGCCGGAGAUGGAAAUGGCGGUCUAUCAGCCGAUGUUGCUGGAGGCCUCCCUGCUGGUGUCUACCGUGUCUGCACCAUGACUUCGUCUGCUAACCACCAGCCCGUUCUGAUGCCUGUUGCGCAACGUGGUGCCCAGGAUGACUGCCAGAAGUUCACUGUUGGCCAGAGCAGCAACAACCAGCAGAAUGCCCAGAACAACGCUGGUAGCAGCACUGGUAGCAGCGCUGCUAGCAGCAGUUCCAGCAGCGCUGCCAAGAGUGGUCAGAGCAGCCAGGCUCAGGGCGGAAACAGUGGUCAGGGCGGAAACAAUGGUCAAAACAACCAAGCUCAGGGCGGCCAGGGCGGUCAAGGUGGCCAGCAUGGUGGCUUUGGAGGCUUUGGAGGCUUUGGAGGCUUUGGAGGCGGUCGCCGUGGCCGAGGACGCUUCGCCGUAAGAGAGUUCAUUGCGUAA
Molecule: messenger RNA, 834 nt
Organism: Paecilomyces variotii
Lineage: Eukaryota; Fungi; Ascomycota; Eurotiomycetes; Eurotiales; Thermoascaceae
Exons: 3
Source: RefSeq, a predicted model, not a curated record